ACAUAAGGCAAGCAUUUUCAUGAGCCAGGGUGAACACAGCCACCGCGCUGCUUCCGAGCCUAACAAGGAAAUGGGUCCUGGUUUGACGCCGGUUGGAGGCCUUGUCUCUGUCGUUAAAACACUUGAUUGGACAUAGCCCCGCCCAUCUCCGAGGGACUGACUGGUAACCUGCCUAGUGCCUCCUGCAACUCUCUCCCUCUCCGGCUCUGUCAAGCCCCUCCUUCCUUCUUGAAUUAGGGUUACAGCUCCUUUCUCCGUCGGAAGCGCUUCACACUCCACAGCGGGAGGGUCAUCCAUUCCUUUGAAGGGAUUAUUAGGGUUAGGUUUUUCGACCACUACGGGAUAGGCUUCUCUAUUUUUCCAAGAGAGCGGCUUCGAGGCUGUAUCUUUGAAGCGCAGAAAGGAACGACCUUGUCGCUGGUCGCCAUUGGAUUAGAGGCGUUUUCUUUUCUUUAUCUAUUAGUCGAUCCGCUGGGCCAUGGAGUACGCGAACUCCAAUGACCUUGGAGGGAAACGGAAGAGGGACGCGUUCGAGCCGGACGAAGCGGAAAACGGCGGCGUUGAUUUCGCCCUCUUGGAGGCGAUUGAGCGGUCGCAGAGCGCUGUCGAGGCCAUCGACGCCCGCGCCGUGAAGAAGCUCGUUCUUGCCUUCGAGCGGCGCCUGAACAGCAACCUGGAAGCUCGCCUGAAGUACCCGGAGCAGCCGGAGAAGUUCGCCGACUCGGAGGUGGAGCUCCACGAGGAGAUUGAGAAGCUCAAGAUCCUUGCCGGCGCGCCUGAGCUCUACCCGGAACUCGUCCAGUUGAACUCCGUUCCUUCCAUCUUGGGGCUCCUAGCGCAUGAUAACACCGACAUAGCCAUUGACGUUGUCAGCCUCCUCCGCGACCUCACUGAUGAAGACGUGGUCGAGGACAGCGACGAGGGCGCUCAGGUUCUUGUUGAUGCUUUGCUGGAGAACAAUGCCCUCGAGUCUCUGGUCCAGAACCUUGGCCGCCUUGACGAGUCCGAUCCUGAUGAGAUGAGCGCGGUAUACAACACGCUAGCGACGAUUGAAAACUUGAUCGAGGUGAAGCCGGCGGUUGCAGAACUCGUCUGCGAGCGGACGAAAUUCUUGCGGUGGCUGCAGAACCGGAUUAAGGCCCGUGAAUUCGAUAGCAACAAGCAGUAUGCAGCGGAAAUCCUCGCAAUACUCCUGCAAAACAGUGCGGCCAACCAGAGGCGGCUUGGUCAGAUUAAUGGAGUGGACACUGUGCUCCAGUCUGUGGCCAUGUACAAGUCGAGGGAUCCGAAAAGUGCUGAUGAAGAGGAGAUGGUCGAGAAUCUGUUUGAUUGCUUGUGCAGCUUGGUGAUGCCUAUGGAGAACAAGGAAAAAUUCGUCGGUGCAGAAGGGGUGGAGCUGAUGAUCAUCAUCAUGAAACAGAAGAAAUCUGCAUAUGGUUCGGCGAUCAGGGUACUCAAUUUUGCCAUGACGAAGUUCCCGCGAGCCUGCGAACGGUUUGUUGAUGUGUUGGGGCUGAAAACAGCGUUCGCUGCUUUCAUGGGUAAGGUUCCUGUGCACAAGAGGAAUAAGAAAGAAAGCUAUCAGGAAGAGUUGGAAGAGCGUAUUGUGUCGCUAAUCGCAUCGUUAUUUGGUGGCAUCACUCGUGGUUCAAGAAGGGAUCGGCUGCUUAGCAAGUUCAUUGAAAAUGAAUGUGAAAAGAUAGAUCGGUUGAUGGAACUCUACAUGAGGUAUUCAAAUCGUGUUAAAGCAGAAACAGAACGGCUUGACCAACUUGAGCUUGAUGACUUAGAGAUGGACGAAGAGGAGCGUUACAAUCGCAAAUUGGAAUCUGGUCUUUACACACUGCAAUUAAUUGCAGUUAUUCUUGGUCAUCUAUGGUCGUCUGACCAUGCUCGAAUGAGAGCCCGGAUUGAGCUUUUGUUAAAGCAGCAUAGACUAUCAAAGAACGAUGUCAAGAAUGUGCUGCAGGAAUACCAUGACAACAUUGGGGAUCUCGAUGGUCCAGAGGAAAAAGAACGUGCACAAGCCAAGAUUCAAAAAUUUAUUGAAGCUUUCUGAUAUGCAGUCAUCGUACAUCGUAAGUUUUUGAAGCUUUGCAGAAGAUGGUUGAAGAUCUUCAAGAGGUUUGACUUGUAAUCUUGAGUGUAUUGGUUUCGCUGUGUACGAAUUGACAGAAUCAUUCAAUCUUAAAUGGUCAAAUUCCUUUUUCUUCCCCA
This is a messenger RNA of Nymphaea colorata (pocket water lily), 2217 nucleotides long. RefSeq lists its product as uncharacterized. NCBI's taxonomy places the organism in Eukaryota, Viridiplantae, Streptophyta, Magnoliopsida, Nymphaeales, Nymphaeaceae. The transcript is spliced from 8 exons. Gene Ontology annotation, cellular component: spliceosomal complex. The coding region runs from base 479 to 2059 and encodes 526 amino acids. The record is from RefSeq and is a predicted model, not a curated record.